Molecule: messenger RNA, 993 nt
Organism: Nezara viridula (southern green stink bug)
Lineage: Eukaryota; Metazoa; Arthropoda; Insecta; Hemiptera; Pentatomidae
Source: the annotation of a GenBank genome assembly
AUGAGUGAAAGAGAGGUGGCCGAGAGUCCUCAUGAGAGUACGCAUGAGAGCUCGAUGGAGAUUUCUUCUCCUGAAGGAGAACUAUUAAAAAGACUGGAUAGGGUGGAGAAUAAACUACAGAGGCUGGUGGAGGAUGAGGAGAAAAAUCGAUUGGAAAAGGUAGUUACUAGGAGAAUAGAUAACAUGGGAGAACAAGUUAUGAAUAUGGUUAGGGAAGAAUUUAAGAGAAUGAGUGAGGGUAUCUCGUUGGGGGAGGAGGUGGUACGAAUGGAGCGUGUUUGUGAGAAUGUUGGUGAGAAAGUCGAGAAAGUAGGAGAGGAGGUUGUGAAAGUUGAGCGGGUGUGUGAAAAUGUAAGUGAAAAAGUGGAAAAAGUUGUAAGUGCGGUGAAUGUUGUUGAGAAUGUGGCGAAAACGGUGACGGAUAGUGCUAAAACUGAUGGGAACACACAAGAGGGAGAGUGGCUGAAGGUGGUAAAAUAUGGCAAGAAGGGUCCAAGAGUACGCCUAGAAAUGCCUGGUGGUGAUUCUAAGUUGAGCAAAGAGGAGGUGGUGGCUUGCUUAGAUGCCAAGCAGGGGGACGUACGAGUAAGGGGGUUGAUAAAAAGAGGGAAUGAUUAUGUUAUUGAAGUACAUGAUAGAACAGAUCUAGAGAAAUUGAGACAGAAUGAAAGAUUGAAAGAGAAAGGGGUGAUUGUCGAUGGUGAAAAAGGAUGGCGAAUGCCACGAGUGAAAGUGUUUGAUGUGCAGAACGAGAUAGGGAAGAAUGAUCUUUUAGAGUGCGUGUAUAGGAGAAAUGUGAUUUUGUUUGAUGGAAUGACUAUGGAUGAAUGUAAGAGCGAGUUUGUGCCAGAAUAUAUGAUGAAUAAGAAGGAUGCAGUGAGUGAUUGGGUUGUGCGGGUGAGUGCAAGCGAAACCACGGCCAAGGGAACGGGCUUGGAAGAAUCAGCGGGGAAAGAAGACCCUGUUGAGCUUGACUCUAGUCUGGUACUGUAA